Pieris macdunnoughi is the source of this 3915-nucleotide messenger RNA. NCBI's taxonomy places the organism in Eukaryota, Metazoa, Arthropoda, Insecta, Lepidoptera, Pieridae. The record is from the annotation of a GenBank genome assembly.
AUGAACGACGGGGAUUGGAUAUGCAGUGAUCCAAAUUGUGGAAAUAUUAACUUUUGUCGAAGAAAAUCUUGCUAUCGUUGUAACAAGGAACGACAGAAUGGUGGGCCGUCAUUUAAAAAGAAAUUAGGCACCGAAAUAGGAAAGUCUGCGGCAGAAAAAUCUCGCGGCUUGUUCAAUGCCGACGAUUGGCAAUGUAAUAAGUGUGCAAAUGUCAACUGGGCCCGGCGACCAACAUGUAAUGUUUGUCAUUCGCCAAAAUUUGGAGAAGUAGAAGCCCGAACAGGUUACGGCGGCGGCUAUAAUGAACGAGGAGUUGUUGAGUAUCGUAAGAAGGACUCCUCAUCUGACGAUGAAUAUGAUGAGUUUGGGAGAAAAAAAAAGAAACGCAAAUCAGAUGCCUCUGAAAUGGUUGGCAGUCAUCAAGUAAUCACUGAUGGACCUGUUAUGAAAAUAUUUCCAUCAGCAAGGCAGAAGGGAAUAAGAGGAAACGAAACAGUUACUGGAAGUCUAAGCGAUGGCUCUAUCUGUGAUGCCUCUGCUACACCUAUAAAGACAAAAGUACAAAACCAUAUAAAUUAUAAACAAAACCAAACACAUCCUACAUUAAAAUCUAGUGCAAAUCAACGUAAACGAUAUACUAGUGUGAGUGAUAAAGACCAGUCUGGUUCUUCGAGUCAUGAAGGUUAUGUUAAAAGCAAUCCUGUGAUGGAAAACAGAGUUUCAUCCACAAAUAAUGAUGUGGUUUAUAAAUUCAGUGGACCAUCUUCUUCAGAUGUAUUUGAAGUGACAUACACCAUUGAGGAAAGAGUCAAAGCUGCAGCUUUUGCUAUUGUUUACAAUAAUUGUAAGAUAAGCACAGAUAAAUUUGAAAAUUUGUAUGAUAAACCAGCUCCUGAUUUCAAAACAAUUUUUGCUUGGAGGCAAAAAUUACUUAGCACUGGCUGUUUAGUUGAUAAUCAUGUCGAGAAAGUGGUUCAGAAUCUAGUAAGCAAAAACAAUGUAGCAUCAAAAAAAGUACCUAUAAGGCUUUCUAAUCCUGAAGAAAUACCUAUCAACUUUGAUAGUGAAGAAGAAACUGAUCAGCAUGUUGAAAAUACAACAUUAUUUAGUCAUAACAGAAGUGGCAGUGCAGAAACAUUGUUGAUUGACAAAGAACAAAAACCUCCACCUUGUACUGGAAGUGUUGUAGAGGAUAGACACAAAAGUCAAACCUCAUCAAGAACAUCAAGAUCCAGUUCAAGAGAAAGUAGAGAUUCCAAAUCAUCUGAUUCAGAUGUUGAACUUGUGGAGCCUGAAGAAACAAUAAAUGCCAGAAGUAAUACCAACAAUAUUUCUAAUCUACAAGAUAGUGAUUCAGAUUCAGUAUCAUAUAGUAGUGAGAAAAUAGACUUUCGAUCAAGAGUUUUUGCUGACAAAAAAUCAAUAUGCAGAACAAAAAAAGUAGCUUACAGUAAAAGUGAUACUCCUUGCUCUAACACAAACCAAACUUUCCAAGGCUACACUACUCAAAAACAAAUUGAGAAGUCUCCUUUAGCAACUGGUAAUAUAUACUUGCCAAGUUUUCGUAAUAUGAAUGUUAGGAAUCAAGACAAUGUUUGUGAUAAUGAUGGAUUAUCUGCUGAAUAUGUACCGACAAUGAUGGCAGCAACUGCUAAAAAACAUUAUCAAGACUUCAAAAACAUUGUUAAAAAAAAAGGAUACUGGGCAAAGGGUAAUGGGAGCUCUCUAAACAGAAAUGCUUCUGUCCCAUUACGUGAUGGAAUUGUAAAGGCAAGUCCAACAAGAAGCUAUUCUUCUACUCAAACAAUUCAAAUGUACAAUAAGCCACCACCAGCUUUGCCAAAUCAUACAUCUAACUAUGCAAUACCAGGUUUGAAUUGUAGAAAUGUUAAGAAUGAUUAUAGCAUAAAUACAUCAGAACCAUAUGAGUCAAUAUUAAACUUACCUCCACCAAAACAAGAUUAUUCCUUGCCUCAAAAUACAGAUGAUACAAUCUGUGAGGACUUUACUAAGGAUAAGCUGGAUAGUUCAACUGUCCUUGACAACUAUAUCUCCUUUGGAACACCUAUAGGAUCCACUCCUAGUAAGCAAAAACCACUUGAAACUAAUUCACGUGUUUUUGAUAUUGCGCAAACAACUUCCAUAAGUAAAAAUAAAAAUAUAAUGGACAUAUUUAGCACUGAAAGAGAAGAAAGUCCUGAAACUAACAACCUAGAAAAGUAUGAUGAGAUAAGAAAAAAAUAUGAAAAUAAUUGGAAUAUUGAUGAUGACGAUCUCUAUAAAGAUACUGAAGAAGAGUCUAAUCUAAAAGAUGUUUUAGUCAAUUUACCUUUUGUUAACACCAAUUUGAGCCCAACAUCAAACACUCUAUAUAACUCAACUGAUAGUAAACUAGAUUUCACAACAAUUCUAGAAAAACGCAAUGAGAUGCUCGACGUAUUAAAUGACUUGCAAGGUAAUGAGACAACACACACAACCUUGUCUGAACAAAAUAAUUGUGCAAAUCAAAGUUCUGAAGAGACUGAAACUCAAACGUUCUCACAUAGUAUUACAAACAUUCCAUUGCCUGAUGAUUCCAUUCAUGCUUUAAAAGAUUGUUUAGACACUACUGAUUCUAUAGAGAAGUCUAACACAGUCAGAAAUAUAAGUCCCUUGAAAAGAGUACAUGUUUUAGAAUCGGUUACAAUCAAACCCAAAGACUCUCUUCCAACCACAACCAUGGAAAAUGAAAUAAGUUUGCCAAAAGAAACUAUCAGUGACUUAAUUGUUGAACUUCCUAAAAAUCCUGAAAAUCAAAACAACUCUACACUGGAUUUAUCUAACAUUCUAAAUAAUAUUAACACUGACACACUAUUGUUGGCCCUCAAAAAUUUGCAACAGCUCUCUCAACCACAAAAUUUAACAGAAGCAACAGAGGAUACAAAACAAGAUUCAAACGUUGAGACUAUAAACUUAACAAAUGAUGAAUGGGAACUGGAAUCUGUCCAACAUGAAAGUAUUGAGAGGGAACUGCAAAUGUUAGAUGGCAACAAAGGUGAUACGCCUUUCUUGAGUGAUAUUUUUGAUCCGGGCCCAAUUACUAUGCCACUUAACAUUAAGCUUAACAUGAAUUGUAAAAGUUUGGAAGAGAAAUCAAAAUGCUUAGAUGAAAAUGAACCUGUUAUAGGAAAUUUUAAAAGUUUUGCCCUUCCUAAACCAUUAAUUUUAAAUAGACUUAAAUUGACGGUCAAGCAACCAGAGAGAAAAAAAGGUGAAGGGAAAAGAAUGAAGAGGAAGAAAAAGGCAUCAACAUCAGCGGAAGGAAGGAAUUCCAAGGAAGGCGAGGAUGGCGCUGAAGAGGACGAUGAGGAGGAAUCUGGUGAUGAGGCGGACCUGUCCAAAUAUGACCUUUGGGGCAGUGACGAAGAGAAGGCAAAUUCCCAAAAUGAAAAUACUGAUAAAAAUAUCGCGAGUUCUGAAAACACGGAGACUGCACCUGUGGAUGACAGAAAGUCGCCAGUAGAAAGAAAAAGAAAAAGGUCAAGAUCAAAGUCAAGGUCCAGGUCUAGAAGCUCUUCAUCGUCAUCAAGUUCGUCUUCGAGCUCCAGUUCUAGUCACAGCUCUAAUGGGCAAACGCCAAAAAACAAGUUUGACGAUUUCAACUUGAACAGCGAGCGUGAGUCCCCAAGCGACUCGCCCAAAGGUCGUAAGGAGACGAGAUCUCGUUCGCCAAGGUCGCGUUCAUCGAGUGCGCCAGGCCGACGCCGCUCUAGAGAUAGCCGAUCCGCUGGAGAGACCAGGACGUCCCGAGACAAAGAAUGGUCCCGUGACCGAGAAAGGCGGGAUAAAUCUCGUGGAAGUCGGGACAAAAAGGCCCGUCGAUAUAGCAGAGAGGGUUCCGGGAACCAUUAUGGCGCUCAUGGGAGACAUCGUUAA